AUGCUGCGCCGAGCAAUAAGCUCUUUGGACCUCAGCCUCUUAUGCAUCAUGCUCUGCACAUGGCUGCUGUGCAAUGCCCAACGGGAGUCAGGCACGCCAGCUAUCCAGCUACGUCUAGUCGGAGCGAAACGGAAGAAACACGAGGGCCGACUAGAAGUUCUCUACAACGGCGAGUGGGGAACAGUCUGCGAUGAUGACUUCUCCAUCUACGCUGCCCAGGUGGUGUGCAGAGAACUCGGCUUUGUGGACGCUGAGUCAUGGACACCCUCAGCCAAGUAUGGCAAGGGACACGGCCGAAUCUGGCUCGACAAUGUGGAUUGCAACGGGAGGGAGAAGAGUCUCGCCGAGUGUCGCCACAACGGCUUUGGUGUGAGCGACUGCAAACAUUCCGAAGAUGUCGGGGUGGUGUGCUCCCAGCAGCGCAUUCCGGGCUUCAGGUUUAUGCGGAAUCAGGCCAACAGCGAUGCGCGUUCACCCGUGAGUGUGGAGGAUGUGCGAAUAAGGGCCACGUAUUCUCACCGAAAAAGGAUUAUCAUCACCGAGGGCUUUUUGGAGGUGAAAGACGGAGGAAAGUGGAAGCAGAUCUGCAACGCGGACUGGACAGAGAUGAACAGCAGGGUCAUCUGCGGCAUGUACGGCUUCCCCGCCGACAAGCGCUACAACGACAAGCCCUACAAAUUGUUGGCGAAACGACGCAAGAAGAACUACUGGGGCUUCUCUGUCAACUGCACUGGCAACGAGGCCGACCUCUCUGAUUGCAAACUGGGCAGGGAAAUCGAGCUGAAGGGCAACAACACCUGUGAGCAGGGCAUGCCUGUCGUGGUCAGCUGCGUUCCUGGACGUUCCUUUGCUCCCAGCCUCAGCACGGGCUACAGGAAGGCGUACAGAAUGGAGCAACCCCUAGUGAGGCUGAAAGGUGGAGCCAUGAUAGGGGAAGGUCGCGUGGAGGUGUUGAAGAACGGCGAGUGGGGCACGGUGUGUGAGGACAACUGGAACAUCCAAGCUGCCACCGUGGUUUGUCGGGAGCUGGGCUUCGGCAGUGCCAAAGAGGCCUUGAUUGGUGCUAGCAUGGGACAAGGCAUCGGGCCCGUGCACAUGAACGAGGUGGAGUGUUCUGGCUUUGAGAAAUCUUUGACGGAGUGUCGUUUCAAUCGGGACGCUCUGGGCUGCAGCCACGACGGAGACGUUGCGGUCAAGUGCAACGUUCCUGCCAUGGGCUUUCAGAACAGACUGCGGUUGUCCGGCGGACGUAAUCCGUACGAGGGCCGCGUGGAGGUUCUCACAGACAGGAACGGCUCUCUGGUGUGGGGGGCAGUGUGCAGUGAGAGCUGGGGAACCAUGGAAGCCAUAGUGGUGUGCAGACAGCUAGGCUUGGGAUAUGCCAGUCACGCCUUCCAGGAAACUUGGUUCUGGCAAAGCGAUGGUACGGCUGAUAAUGUGGUGAUGAGUGGAGUGAGAUGUUCAGGCACUGAGUUGGCUCUGGAUCAGUGCCUGCAUCACGGAAAACACAUUCAAUGUCCUAAAGGGGGCGGACGCUUUGUUGCUGGGGUAUCCUGUACUCCGACGGCCCCUGACCUGGUCCUAAACGCCCAGGAAGUGGAGCACACGGCUUACCUAGAGGACAGACCUAUGUACGCCCUGCAGUGUGCCCAGGAGGAGAAGUGUCUGUCCAGCAGUGCCGACAAGGCAGACCACAACUCUUAUCGCCGCCUGCUGCGCUUCUCCUCUCAGAUCCACAACAAUGGCCAGUCAGACUUCAGGCCGCGGGCAGGCCAUCAAUCGUGGACUUGGCACGAAUGCCACAGACAUUUCCACAGCAUGGAGGUGUUCACCCACUAUGACUUGAUGACUGUUAAUGGAACUAAAGUGGCAGAGGGUCACAAAGCCAGCUUCUGUCUGGAGGACACACGGUGUGCAGAAGGCAUUGAGAAGAAAUAUGAAUGCGCCAACUUCGGAGCUCAGGGCAUCACGGUGGGCUGCUCGGAUACCUACAGGCAUGACAUCGACUGCCAGUGGAUCGACAUUACAGACGUCCCACCUGGUGACUACAUCAUGCAGGUUGUGAUCAACCCAAACUACGAGGUUGCGGAAUCCGACUACACCAACAACAUCAUGAAGUGCCGCAGUCGCUACGACGGAAAUCGCAUCUGGAUGUACAACUGUCAAAUAGGUGGCUCGCGGAGUUCAGAAAGCGUCGAAACAUUUCCCGGGCUGCUGACCAAUCAGCUUUCGCACAGGUAGACGGACGGAUGGGCAUACGGACAGAUGAACGGCCAUUCAGGAAGUGCGGGGAGAAAGUGUCUCACAACCACUAAAGGAGAAAGGAGGCUAGAGUUAAGGACGUGGGACAAAUGGACACUAAGUAGUUCACAGAGAACCUUUUACAAAAUGUGUUGUAAAGAUGUCAAUGUCUAUAAAAUCCUGGUUUGCUGCUGAUAAACUGACAAUGUGGUAAAAAGCAGCCAUAUUUGUUUUAAACUGACUGUGAGAAAAACAAUCCAGUAAAUUAUUCCAUCGAUUCGCCACAAGCAGUACAGCUUUUAUUUCGUGGUGUAUUUGUAGAAAUGUACUUUUUUUUCUUUUUUUUUUUAAAUAUGUGGUGCUUUUUAAUCACUACGUCAGGGAACAUUGCAGCCAAAUAUUUUUGUAAAUGAAAUGUGCCAACAAUUACCUUUGCGUGGUCAGCACAAGAAACCCUCACCUCCAUUUUGUCCAGGAAAAACAUUUGUCGCUUACAUUGCUUCUUAUUGAUGGUUUGAAUUGAUGUUCUACAUGAAUAGCAAUCAAAGUCGCAAAAGGUCAAAGUUCAACAUACGUAAUGCUAGUUGAUUUUCUUUGGGGACUUAAAAGCGACACAUUUUAAAGUAUUUGUGUCUUCUGCCAAGGAGUUUGAAUUUCAAAUACUUGACCUCGCCUUUGCAAAUGUUUUAUUUAUUCACUUUUUGCUUUUCACUUUCCACAUACUGUCCCUGAUCUGUUUUAUCCCCUCAACCUCCGUUAAAUUAUUGCUAUCAGGGACCGUAGCAAAGCCUCAAAUGUGUCUGUGUGAAAAUGCAUUUUUUGUUGUCAUUUUGUAAAUGUGACUCGUUCCCUUCAUUUUGUAAGGGUGUCAGUCACGUGCUGCCUGCCAGAUUUGACAUUCUCAAUAGUAAAGGUAGAUGGUGAAAGGCACAACUGCAUUUCUGUGAUUAAAGCUGUGUGUUGAAUGCUGUGAGCACUAAACCAGCCCAGAACAUUCAGCAGUUAAUGUUCGGUUUUUUUUCUAUGCUUACUCCUCUGAAAAGUGCCUUGUACAAAACAACAACAAUGACAUAAAAAAGCCUGUAAAUGAUAAAAAAAAAAAAUCUCAAUGUCACAAUAUUCACCGUGCUUCGAUAUUAUCAAUAAUGAGCCGUUGAAUAAAAUGUCAUUUUGUUCAGCA
Messenger RNA from Syngnathus typhle (broad-nosed pipefish), 3421 nucleotides. RefSeq names its product lysyl oxidase homolog 2A-like. Bases 1 to 2241 code for a protein of 746 amino acids. Gene Ontology annotation, cellular component: membrane. The record is from RefSeq and is a predicted model, not a curated record. Gene Ontology annotation, molecular function: copper ion binding; protein-lysine 6-oxidase activity. Gene Ontology annotation, biological process: sprouting angiogenesis; peptidyl-lysine oxidation. Lineage: Eukaryota; Metazoa; Chordata; Actinopteri; Syngnathiformes; Syngnathidae. The transcript is spliced from 13 exons.